AUGACUAAAGAAUAAAGAGAAUAAUUAUAUGUAGGAGGUUUUAAAAUAAAAGACGGUCUUUUUAUGGGAGACUAAUCUUCAAUAUAAGUAAAAAAUAAAAGAAAAAAAAGUAAUUAAAAAAUAAAAAAAUAGGAUUAAGACUAUAUAAAUAUGAAUAAAAUAAGCAAUAUAAUAAAUUGCUCAGGAUAACAGUUAGUAGUUCCAUAUAGUUAAAACAUAAAAUAAUUAACUUUUAACUGGCAAGAAACCGAAAACUAAGUUUUAUUUGAAAAAAAUACUGUCUAAAAAAUAAUAGAUUUUAUUAAAGAAGCUGAAGAAAAAGGAGAAAGUGUACUAAUAGUUUCAUAAAAGGGAACAAAUAGGAGUGCAUGUGCUACUAUAAUAUAUUUAUUAUACGAAUAUAAAUGGACAUUGAAUAAAUGUUUAGAUUUUUUAUAAAAUAAAAGAUCUCAUAUAAAAUUAUCGACAAAUUUUUAAUAAUAAUUAAUGAAUUAGGAAAAAUUAUUAAAAAAUUCAGGCCUAUCUUCAGUCUGGGAUUUAAAAAGCAAUUAAUUAAGUAGUUCUGAUGAAGCUCUAAUCUCAAAUACUUAUUUGAACUCUAUAAGUUAAAAUAAAGGAGUUAACUUAUAUUUUAAAAAUAUUCCAAAAAAAAAACUCUCAUUUUCCCAAGAAAAAAAUACUAAUAAUAUUUAACGAGCUAUUAAAUGGUCAGAAGAUAAUAUGGUCUCUAUUAUUGAAAAUAAUAAUAAAACUAAUUCUGUUUCUUCCUCUUUAACAUAAAAUAAUUAAAUAAAACAUUUUGUUAAAUCUAUGAUAAAAGGUUCAAUUACAUAUUUUGAUAAAGCAAGUGGAACUAAAAUAUAAAUUCCAGAAGAAGAAGAAUAGAAACAAAGAAAAAAAUUAUUUCUUAAUAAUUAAAAUAAUUCUUAAAAUAAUAUUAGGAAUAGAGUUAGUUCAUUGGAUAUUAAAAAACAACCCGCCGUUAUUUAGAAAUCAAAUUUAAGAUCUUAGGCUUAAGAAUAUUUAGACGAGUUAAUAAAAGGAAUCUGA
Messenger RNA from Ichthyophthirius multifiliis, 1050 nucleotides. RefSeq lists its product as hypothetical. Lineage: Eukaryota; Ciliophora; Oligohymenophorea; Hymenostomatida. The transcript has 3 exons. Gene Ontology annotation, biological process: protein dephosphorylation. Gene Ontology annotation, molecular function: protein tyrosine/serine/threonine phosphatase activity. The record is from RefSeq and is a predicted model, not a curated record.